Messenger RNA from Acaromyces ingoldii, 2220 nucleotides. RefSeq lists its product as hypothetical. Lineage: Eukaryota; Fungi; Basidiomycota; Exobasidiomycetes; Exobasidiales; Cryptobasidiaceae. Gene Ontology annotation, biological process: positive regulation of transcription by RNA polymerase II. Bases 91 to 2049 code for a protein of 652 amino acids. The record is from RefSeq and is a predicted model, not a curated record. Gene Ontology annotation, cellular component: nucleus. Gene Ontology annotation, molecular function: DNA-binding transcription factor activity, RNA polymerase II-specific; zinc ion binding; transcription cis-regulatory region binding. The transcript has a single exon.
CAGUCUCCAUCCUCACGUGUCCACUAUCGUUCGUCGUCAAGCUGACAGGGAUCGAGCUCGUCCAAGUGGGUCGUCGCGACCGGCUGCUCGAUGAGUGCGAGUGCCUCGCGGCGCUUCUCACGCACAAAGACGGGAUGCUUCACAUGCCGCGCGAGGCGCAAAAAGUGCGACGAGACGCGCGACCCAGAGACGGGCGCCUGCCAGCGCUGCCGCAAGUCGGCCAUCCAGUGCCUGGGCUUCCCAGCACUCAAGCGUGCCCCGCCGUCUGCUGAGAGACGCCAGCUCGCUGCGGGUGCGGCAGACACAGCAGGCGCGGCUGGCAGAAUUAGCACGGCAGACGCAGCAGACACAAUAGGCACAGCAGGCACGGCAGGGCCCUCCACGCCGCAACAAGCGCCGGCUGACCUCCCACCAGCCGACCCCCCGUCAGCCUCGCAAGCCGACGACGACGACGUCAGCAACGUCGACAUCCUCCAGCUCCUCGACAAGCCGCUCGACGACCUCCCCUGGUGUCUCUUCGACUCGAUCCCCACUGGCUCGUCGAGUCUGGAGGAUGCCAGGUCGCUCCUCGCCACCCCGCUGGCGUCCAGCGAGCUGCCUCUUGCCCCGACGGGCGCCGCUCGCCUCUCAAACAAGCAGGCCCUCGACAUCCUGGCCGACGUGUUUGCGGCGACAUGCACCCACCGCUGGCGAGCGUCCAAGGAGGUCGAGGAGUCGCGCAUGAAGCUCGUCUCGGCCCUCAGCAGGCGCCUCCAUCGCUCCGAGGUCUUUGCCCUGUCCGUGGCCGCGCUCAUCGCCUUCCAGCACUUUGACCGCGGCUCCGUGCAGGCGCAGGACAACGCCAAAGAGCAGGUGCUCCAGGACAAGUGGGCCGCCAUCUCGCAGGCGCUCUCGGACACGCAGAUCCGCCGCCUGACGGCAUUCCUCGAGUGGCUCGGCGCAGACUCGAAGCAACGGAGCCGCAGUGCCGAGCUGCGCUCGCCCAACGACGAGUGCAGCUUCCUCUUUGACCUCGCCGACCAGGUGCUGGUGCAGGUUACCUGGGCCGCCGACCAGGAGCAGGAGCUUGCGUCGAUGCAGUGCUCGCCGCUGGAAAACGCCGCGGUGGUCCACGUCGACAAGUACCUGCACGCGGGCAUGAACCUGGCCCUGAUCGCCUACCGCCACCACUCGGCGCGCCACUUUCAGAAGCAGCUCCGCGCCGUCGAGGAUCUUCUGAACAACCUCCUGGGCCGCAACCACUCGGUGCAGCUCGACGCCAUCCACGGCCUCGAUGCCGUCGGCUUCCGCACGUUUGUCUGGACAGACAUCCUCAAUGCGCUCCUCGGCUGCCGCAGCACCACGCUCCACUACAAUCUAGCCAGUGGCGCUGACUCGGCCACGCCCCUGGGCGAGACGGCAGCAGACGCAAUCGGCGACGAGGGCACGCGGCUGCGCAUCUGCUUUGGCUGCCCCGAAGACGUGCUGCUCGUGCUCGCGACGAUUGCCAAUCUGCACUUCCAGCUGCUGCAUGCGCACAGAAACGGCGCCAUCACGGGCCAAGGGCUCGCCUCGCUGCCUGCGUGGGCCUUUCACCAGGCGCACGAGCUGCAGGAGCGGCUGCGCAAGUCGCAGCAGCGCGCAGACGCACGCCACCAGAUGCGCAUGCAGCGCGGCCGCAGAGAGCACCACCAUCUGGGCAACAUGUGGCGCCACGCAGCCUCGAUUCUGCUGCGCACCGCCAUCUACCGCGAGGGCCCAUUGACAGCCGACAACCAGGCGCACCUGCGCGCCAUUCUCGACAUCUGGCAGCAGCCGCACCUGCGCCCGACGACGGUCGCGUGGGGCAACGCCAGCAUGCCGCUGCUGUGCGCCGCGUUCGUCGCACUCUCGCCAGCCGACCGGCACGUCUGCUGGGACGCCCUGACGGCGUCGGGCAGCGCCGAAAAGGGCCGCGAGAGCUACAGAAGCUUUGUCACGCAUCUCUGGCGGCGCUCAGAGGAGACGGGCUUCGUCAUGCUGUGGCAGGAUGCACUGCCGUCCUUUGGCGAGGUCAUGUCCAUCAUGUAGUAGCACUGGAGCUGGAGCUGGAGCUGGGGCUAUUCUUAUUCUUGUCACUACAGCUGUUCUUGUACCGCCUCUGAAGCUGUUCUACAAGAGCUGUUCUUUACCAUCACUAGAGCUGCUCUAAUUACUCAUACGUCUUGCUCAUUCGAGACUGCUUCAUCUGCGUCUACGUCU